Molecule: messenger RNA, 1036 nt
Organism: Fusarium redolens
Lineage: Eukaryota; Fungi; Ascomycota; Sordariomycetes; Hypocreales; Nectriaceae
Exons: 3
Coding region: 40-963 (307 amino acids)
Source: RefSeq, a predicted model, not a curated record
CUCCAUCAUAUAUCAACAGCUUCGAAACAACUAACAAUAAUGGGCAAAGCUUUGGAUCUCAAGUAUGCCGAGCUCAUGCGAGCGCAUCCUUUCGGCACAGCGCUGUACCUGCCAAUUCCCUCGAGUCAGUUUGAGCCUGGUUUCGUAGGAUACUUUGACUCGACUGGUGCCUGGAAUCCUAUUGGAGAUCUCACAUCGUCGUCAAGCCUGCCAUCGGGUUUGUCAUCCAUCGAUAGCACCACUUUGAAGCGCGCUCCAUCUCAGAAACAGAUAUGGGGACCCAAGCUGGGUAACGAGACAAGAGGCAGGGCGAUAGAUUUGAGUGUCGGCCUUGGAGCAAUACCUAUGCUGGCUGCAGCUGCGCUUCCCUUCGAUGUUUCCGCCUGCUUCAGAUUCCAGUCAGACCAGAAUCAUGGGGCUGUACUCCUCACCAGUGGACCUGUAGUCCAUGAGCGAUACUAUCAUAAAGAGCCACUUUUACAAUGGAUGAAGCAGAACGCAAAAAGCAUAGUGAAAUCACAUCCCGAGGUCAGAGAAAAUGGUUUGUGGGUAAUUACUUCCACAUGGACGGCAGAGGAUGCAUCUGUGAAUUGCUGGAACUCUAAAGGCAAGGUGGUUGAUGUCGGGUUCAGUACAACGGCUCUUGAAUUUGGGGAAGUGGCCCCAAAAGGAAGUUAUCUGCACGGAGGAAGCGCAGAAGGCUGGAUAAGCACUCAGAGUGAUGAAAAGGAUAAAGGCCAUGUUGUCUUCUUCCAUGGUAUCCGAUUCACCUGGGUACCUAUCAGAGGGUUAGCAGAGAAGAAGAGUCCAAGGCAAUUCCGAGGAGAAGGUCCAUCAACCUCUGCAUCUCUGACAACGUUUGAAGAUGAUUCAGGUGUCGGAAGUCUUGAAGUACGCUAUGAAGAUCAAACUGAGAAGGAGGAGCAGGAUGCAGUCGAUGAUGAGGAAGAUGCAUGGGAAUAAAUGUUUCUAUGGGCUAAUAAAAUGAAAGCUUACUGAAUAAUUAUAUAAGAAUAAGAAGAAAAUGUGCCCAAGA